Candidozyma auris is the source of this 2046-nucleotide messenger RNA. Its product is annotated as tRNA (cytosine-C5-)-methyltransferase. Bases 1 to 2046 code for a protein of 681 amino acids. The record is from RefSeq and is a predicted model, not a curated record. Gene Ontology annotation, molecular function: tRNA (cytidine-N5)-methyltransferase activity; tRNA binding. The transcript has a single exon. Gene Ontology annotation, biological process: tRNA methylation. Gene Ontology annotation, cellular component: cytoplasm; nucleus. NCBI's taxonomy places the organism in Eukaryota, Fungi, Ascomycota, Pichiomycetes, Serinales, Metschnikowiaceae.
AUGGGCAAGAGAAAUUUCAAGACUGGUAAAGGCUUCACCAAGAGAGACAAAAAAGAAACUAAUGGCAACGGCCAGUGGACAGACGUGAAAAGGGAAAACGAAAAGUGGGAAAACUACUACAAGUCCUCUGGGCUCAUUCCAGACGAUGAGUGGGACACUUUCAAAGAACACUGCCAAAGGGAUUUGCCGUUGACGUUCAGAAUCACAGGCUCUAGAAAGCACGCAUUGGAAGUGAACCAGAAAUUCAUAGACGACCAUGUCUCUAAACUUCAGGAUGAGGAGUUUGAGGGCCAGAAGCUCGCUCCAAAAAACAUUGAGUUCUACCCAGCCAAGUUGGGAUGGCAGCUUGAUGUGCCCAAAUCCGUGAUAAGAAAAAACGCUCAGUUUGCUGAUACACAAAGGUUUUUGGUGCUAGAGACCGUGGUGGGCAACAUCUCGAGACAAGAGGCUGUUUCUAUGAUUCCUCCUCUUCUUAUGGAUGUGAAGCCUCAUCACGCGGUUUUGGAUAUGUGUGCUGCUCCAGGAUCGAAGACAGCUCAAUUGGUCGAGGCCUUGCAUGCUAACGAUGAGCAGGAAUUGGCAUCGGGCUUUGUUAUUGCUAACGACUCUGACUACAAGAGAUCCCACAUGUUAGUGCACCAGGUCAAGAGACUCAACUCGCCAAAUUUUUUGGUGGUGAACCACGACGCGCUGAUGUUUCCUAGAAUUAAUAUCGAUGGUCAAAUCGUCAAGUUUGAUAGAAUCUUGUGUGAUGUGCCUUGCUCCGGUGAUGGUACCAUGAGAAAGAACGUCAAUAUAUGGAAGGAUUUCACUGUGGGCAAUGGAUUGGGAUUGCACUCUUUGCAAGUGAACAUUUUGAACAGAGGUUUGCAGUUGUUGAAACCUGGUGGACGUCUUGUGUACUCUACAUGCUCCAUGUCUCCAAUCGAGAACGAAGCUGUUGUUGCUGAAGCGAUGAGAAAGUGGAAUGACACCGUGAAGAUAAAGGAUUGCUCUGAGGAGUUGCCUGGUCUUAAGAGACGUCCAGGUGUCAGCAAUUGGAAAGUCUACGGUAAAGACAUGAAUGUACGUGAGAAAGGCGAUGAGUCUGUGCCUGCCAGUGCAUUCCCACCAUCUGAGGAGGAGGCUAAGCAAUUCCACUUAGACCGUUGCAUCAGAGUUUACCCACAUUUGCAAAAUACUGGUGGAUUUUUCAUAACAGUAUUCGAAAAGGAGGGUACCGACAAUCAAAAGGGUGCUAAAAGAGCGGCCUCUACCGAGGCUGAGGUGGAUUCCAAGAAACAAAAGAUUGAGCCUAGCGCUGAAGCUCCACAGAAAAAGCAGAAGGCUCCACGAAUUGCCAAUGAAGAGCCGUUUGUUUUUCUCGACCCCGAGAAUGAUCAGUUGAAGCUGUGCUGGGAAUUUUACGGGAUCAACGAUAAGUUUCCUAAAAACACUGCGUUGGUCAGAAACGCCAUGGGGGAACCAGCUCGUGUAAUCUACUACGUGAGCCCAUCAAUUGCAAGCAUUUUGAAGAUCGAAGAACAAAAAUUGAAACUUGUUCACGCCGGUAUUAAGAUGUUCACCGUUCAAAGAAACGAUAGCAGUAACUGUCCUUGGAGAGUACAAAGCGAAUCCUUGCAUACGCUCAAGAACUUCUUGAGUGGCUCCAGAAGCUUGUUCUGUAAUACAAAUAUCUUGCAGGUUCUUCUUCAGGAAGCCUUCCUUAAGAUCGAGACACUCAGAGAGACCGGCCUUGAUAAUGAGUUCUGCGAUAAGCUAGAAGGCAUCAGCGAAGGAUGCUUGUUUUUGACAGUCAAAAGAGAAGGGCUAGAGGAUGCUAUUUUCCCAUUGUGGAAGGGUAGAUCCAACGUUAACUUGAUGGUAAACAAGCAGGACACUCAGGAGUUACUCAUGAGACUCUUUAACAUCGCAACGUCUGCUAAGGAUGAGGGAAAGGAAAAGAAGCACCAGAAAGAAAUCGAGUCGAAGAGAAGCUCUGAGCAACCUGAGGAGAUGAAGGAAGAAAGCAACAACAAGAGCAAAGACGCGGAAACCGAGGCUUGA